Molecule: messenger RNA, 6219 nt
Organism: Macaca mulatta (Rhesus monkey)
Lineage: Eukaryota; Metazoa; Chordata; Mammalia; Primates; Cercopithecidae
Gene: SMURF2
Product: SMAD specific E3 ubiquitin protein ligase 2
Biological process (GO): proteasome-mediated ubiquitin-dependent protein catabolic process; negative regulation of BMP signaling pathway; protein ubiquitination
Cellular component (GO): cytoplasm
Molecular function (GO): SMAD binding; ubiquitin protein ligase activity
Source: RefSeq, a predicted model, not a curated record
GAGGGCGGGUGGAGGAGGAAGCGGCCGAGCCCAGAGUCCUGCUCCGGCGUCGCCGAGCACCGCCCGCCUCAGCCGACCAGCCCCGUCGGCUACUGGGCCUCGCCGAGACGAGAGGAAGGAAAGGCCGCUGCGCCCGCGAGGAGGCGGCGGGGGCGCGGGCGGAGGCGGCGCGGGCGGCCGCGGCUGCCGCUUUGUUGUGCGGCCCGGGCCGAGGAAGGAGAAGUGGGAGGAGGGGGGAGCUCGGCGUCCCGCUCCCUCCGCGGCUCAUGGCGACGACGCUCGGCACAUCCGGGACCCUCCGGCCGUGGCGGCCGCGGCGCCGGCUGCUCGGGCCCCAGCCCCGGCCGCUGUGGUGACUCCGCCGCGCCUCGCCGUCGCCCCCGUCCCCGUCCCGCCCGCCGCCCCCGCCGCCGGGGACAUGUCUAACCCCGGAGGCCGGAGGAACGGGCCCGUCAAGCUGCGCCUGACAGUACUCUGUGCAAAAAACCUGGUGAAAAAGGAUUUUUUCCGACUUCCUGAUCCAUUUGCUAAGGUGGUGGUUGAUGGAUCUGGGCAAUGCCAUUCUACAGAUACUGUGAAGAAUACACUUGAUCCAAAGUGGAAUCAGCAUUAUGACCUGUAUAUUGGAAAGUCUGAUUCAGUUACGAUCAGUGUAUGGAAUCACAAGAAGAUCCAUAAGAAACAAGGUGCUGGAUUUCUUGGUUGUGUUCGUCUUCUUUCCAAUGCCAUCAACCGCCUCAAAGACACUGGUUAUCAGAGGUUGGAUUUAUGCAAACUUGGGCCAAAUGACAAUGAUACAGUUAGAGGACAGAUAGUAGUAAGUCUUCAGUCCAGAGACCGAAUAGGCACAGGAGGACAAGUUGUGGACUGCAGUCGUUUAUUUGAUAAUGAUUUACCAGACGGCUGGGAAGAAAGGAGAACCGCCUCUGGAAGAAUCCAGUAUCUAAACCAUAUAACAAGAACUACACAAUGGGAGCGCCCAACACGACCGGCAUCCGAAUAUUCUAGCCCUGGCAGACCUCUUAGCUGCUUUGUUGAUGAGAACACUCCAAUUAGUGGAACAAAUGGUGCAACGUGUGGACAGUCUUCAGAUCCCAGGCUGGCAGAGAGGAGAGUCAGGUCACAACGACAUAGAAAUUACAUGAGCAGGACACAUUUACAUACUCCUCCAGACCUACCAGAAGGCUAUGAACAGAGGACAACGCAACAAGGUCAGGUGUAUUUCUUACAUACGCAGACUGGUGUGAGCACAUGGCAUGAUCCAAGAGUGCCCAGGGAUCUUAGCAACAUCAAUUGUGAAGAGCUUGGUCCAUUGCCUCCUGGAUGGGAGAUCCGUAAUACGGCAACAGGCAGAGUUUAUUUCGUUGACCAUAACAACAGAACAACACAAUUUACAGAUCCUCGGCUCUCUGCUAACUUGCAUUUAGUUUUAAAUCGGCAGAACCAAUUGAAAGACCAACAGCAACAGCAAGUGGUAUCGUUAUGUCCUGAUGACACAGAAUGCCUGACAGUCCCAAGGUACAAGCGAGACCUGGUUCAGAAACUAAAAAUUUUGCGGCAAGAACUUUCCCAGCAACAGCCUCAGGCAGGUCACUGCCGCAUCGAGGUUUCCAGGGAAGAGAUUUUUGAGGAAUCAUAUCGACAGGUCAUGAAAAUGAGACCAAAAGAUCUCUGGAAGCGAUUAAUGAUAAAAUUUCGUGGAGAAGAAGGCCUUGACUAUGGAGGGGUUGCCAGGGAAUGGUUGUAUCUCUUGUCACAUGAAAUGCUGAAUCCAUACUAUGGCCUCUUCCAAUAUUCAAGAGAUGAUAUCUAUACAUUGCAGAUCAAUCCUGAUUCUGCAGUUAAUCCGGAACAUUUAUCCUAUUUCCACUUUGUUGGACGAAUAAUGGGAAUGGCUGUGUUUCAUGGACAUUAUAUUGAUGGUGGUUUCACUUUGCCUUUUUAUAAGCAAUUGCUUGGGAAGUCGAUUACUUUGGAUGACAUGGAGUUAGUAGAUCCAGAUCUUCAUAACAGUUUAGUGUGGAUACUUGAGAAUGAUAUUACAGGUGUUUUGGACCAUACCUUCUGUGUUGAACAUAAUGCAUAUGGUGAAAUUAUUCAGCAUGAACUUAAACCAAAUGGCAAAAGUAUCCCUGUUAAUGAAGAAAAUAAAAAAGAAUAUGUCAGGCUCUAUGUGAACUGGAGAUUUUUACGAGGCAUUGAGGCUCAAUUCCUGGCUCUGCAGAAAGGAUUUAAUGAAGUAAUUCCACAACAUUUGCUGAAGACAUUUGAUGAGAAGGAGUUAGAGCUUAUUAUUUGUGGACUUGGAAAGAUAGAUGUUAGUGACUGGAAGGUAAACACCCGGUUAAAACACUGUACACCAGACAGCAACAUUGUCAAAUGGUUCUGGAAAGCUGUGGAGUUUUUUGAUGAAGAGCGACGAGCACGAUUGCUUCAGUUUGUGACAGGGUCCUCUCGAGUGCCUCUGCAGGGCUUCAAAGCAUUGCAAGGUGCUGCAGGCCCGAGACUCUUUACCAUACACCAGAUUGAUGCCUGCACAGACAACCUGCCGAAAGCCCACACUUGCUUCAAUCGAAUAGACAUUCCGCCCUAUGAAAGCUAUGAAAAGCUAUAUGAAAAGCUGCUAACAGCCAUUGAAGAAACAUGUGGAUUUGCUGUGGAAUGACGAGCUUCAAGGAUUUGCCCAGGACUCUAUUUAUACAACCCUGACUGACAGUCUCCUUUCAGCAGAGUUUCAAAGAAUGCUGAAAUACAGGAAAACAACCCCCCCCUUUUUUUUUUUUUACAUUUUAGGACACUGUGAGGGGAAAGGACAAUUUUGAAAUUCCUUUUCAAGGAAAAAAAGGUCUUUAUGCUUUGCCAUGAGGCCACAUUCAGCUGCUAUUUAAACUUAAUAUCUUGAACCUAAAGAAUGCUGACUUUUCCUACAUUUCCAGAGUUAGGCAGUAUUCUACACUUAAAGACUACUACUAUUUUUAUAAAAGGUAAUCUAUUCAAAUUGCUUCACAGAUUUUAAGUCUCUCAAACAUCAAGACAACUUCAGCAGUCGGUACAAGUCACAUUUCAUUUUGAUUGAAUACAUAAUUUUGAACAGCUCCUGUACUUGCUCUUUGUAAAAAAUAAAAAUAAAAAAUUAUUUUGAACUAUUCUACCUUUGUAAACAAUUGGCUAAAAGAAUCAUCUUUAAGAAAUUAAGCCAUUUACAUGUUUGUGUUUUUCUAUGGCAGAGCAUUAUAUUUUGCAUUAUAUGUUUCAGCUUAGUCUAAGUGGGUCUUUUUUACAUUUUUCAAGAACGAAUUUCCUGGAAUACAGCUAUAUAAUUUUGGUUGUCAAAUUCCUAAUGCAAACGUUUAGUCUAAACUUAGUCAUUUAUUUGCGACAAUAAGAUGUGUUCAGGGGCUCCCUGUUUUUAAGAGACUCUUUAAAAACAAACAAACAAAAAAAACUAAUGUUUUUAUCUUGAAUCAAUGAGAUUAGUAUUUUGGAUUUACUUUUAAUCUUAAAAUACUGCAUUUUUAUAGCUUCUCACAGCAUGUGGAUGGGAUGGGAUUUUCAUUAUUUUGCUGGGUCAGCUUAUCUUUAAUAUAUGUACUAUUCCUAUAAACCAAAGUCUCUGACAAGUGCACCUAAUUUAUAUUGUAUUUUGACUAUAGUAUAAGUUUCCAUUAACAAAACUAUCCUAAAGUGUUAACUGCUCAUAAUUUUAAUUGGGUAAAAUUAUGAAAAAGGAAGAAUUUUGCUUAAAGAUUAUUAAUAAGCUUAGAAAAUCCUGCUUUUACCUAACAGAAUGAAGUGGGGUUGAGGGGCAGUAGUAUGAACAGUGAUUCUAACUCGAUGGCAUAAAUUACUUUGAAACUAAAGAGUUCAUUUUGGAAGGGAAUCCCAUUUCCCUUCGUGUUGAAGAUUUGCAUUUGAUUUUGAAACGUCCAGAUUUAGCUUUCAAGGUGUGUGGCAUGUUGUAUGAUCCAGAAGCAAUGAAAACUCUGGGGUGAGGGAUUGAAAAAAUCUGAAAUCACAAUUGGAUUUUUAAAUUCAACCAUCAGAAAUAUGCACUAUUCAGGGUUUUUUUUACAUUGAUGUGAAAUAAGCAAAUUUUCAUGAGAUAAUUAAGUUGCAGAAUUUAAAGUUAUGAAGUAAAUAGGUCCUCUGUUCUGUUUCAUGUGAUGGAGUGGGUUUCAGUCUGUGUUCUUGGCACCAAAGAGUUCCUCAGAGGUGCUUCAGGAGUAAUGGUUGAAGAGAAGAGGGGCAAAGAGAGGGAGCGAGGGGGAAGGCCUAGUUGGUAUUUAGCAGGGGCCUCAGGCUUCAUAUCCCCACCCCCUUUACCCAGAACAGUCUGUUUUUCUCUUAUGUAUAUUGGAAUUUCAAGUAAGCUUUCAUGGGGUGCAGCGGGGCGGGGAGGAAUGGAUGGGAUAAAAGAAGUGGAGAUUUUGCUGCUCUAAAAAAGUUGAGAACUACUUGUGUAGUUUUUAAGUACUUCAGUGUAUUUCAUUUGGCCACAUUCAACUGCCACAAGUAAGCUAGUCAUAGUUGUAACUGUGCAGUGGUAAUAUGCUUAUGUCUGCCUUUUUCCUCUCAAACAAUUUGUUUUUUUACAUUGCACUCUGAGUACCGAAGAGCAUCUUGAAAUGUAUGGAAGGUGGUUUCUAUGCUAUUUGAUAAUCAGUAAUGUUCAGCUGUCAUGGUAGUACCCUAUUGGUUGCAGGCCCAUCUCUUUUAUAUUAAAGCACUAGUGCAGUUUAUAAUUGUGCCUACUUUUAAAAUCUUUCAGUAAAAAAUAAGUACAUAAUGAAUAUAUAAAUCAUAACUGACAGGGAUGCAGUAAUAAUGAAAUGCUACUAUCACUUAUUUUAAUAUACAAUAUGAAGCAGGCAAAUACCAUUGUUUUUUGAGUGCCUUUUUAACUUUAUGCUAAUGACUUAAUAGAGCUUUAAAAGAAAGAAAUUGGCAGGGCACCAUGGCUCACGCCUGUAAUCCCAGCACUUUGGGAGGCCAAGGCAGGCGGAUCACCUGAGGUUGGGAGUUCAAGAGCAGCCUGGCCAAGAUGGUGAAACCCCAUCUCUACUGAAAAUACAAAAUUAGCCAGGCGUGGUGGCGCACUCCUGUAAUCUCAGCUACUUGGGAGGCUGAGGCAGGAGAAUUGCUUGAAUCUGGGAGGCAGAGACUGCAGUGAGCCAAGAUCACACCACUGCACUCCAGCCUGGGCGACAAGAGUGAGACUCCAUCCCCCCUACUCCCCCCAAAAAUAAAUAAAUUACUCUCUGUAAGAGUCUAUGCUAUCACCAUCAUCUAUAAAAACACGAUUUAGAUUUCCAUUUCAAAGUUACAUUACCCAAUUACUUCCAAAUAGGUGCUAAGCAGAAACCCCCAAUGUGUUACUGAACCAUGGGCUCGCACCUCAUGUUUAAUGUGAAUCUUUAUUUCCGUGUCCCUCUUAACUGGUUUCUUCUUGUCUUCCCCCUGGCUGUAUUGUUAUUUCAGAUAUGUGAUACCUGUUUUCAUACUCUUGCCUUUCCAUCAUGAAUGCUUAGUUAUGAACAGAGAUUCCUUCGUAGAGCUCACAGGCAGUACAGAGGUGAGUCUUGUCUCAGAGGGCCUUGUAUCUUGGUGUACUUUUUAAAUAGUGCUGUGUAUAGUGUACAUUUUGUUUUGCACAUAGUUUGUUGCCCCGAACGGGUUUUUUACCAAGCCUUUUUUUCUUUCAUGUAUUUACAGUCCGGAGCACAAGAUGCUCUUCUUUCAAAUACAGUGUAAUUCGCUUUACAACACUAAUCUGGGCUUUGAACUUCCAGUGCAUAGGACUGAUUGCAUUGUUGGGAGUUAGAGGCUGUUCCAGCCAUCCUUAGUUUGGUAGAGCAGCGCCUUCUGCUUGUUUUCUAAGCGUACAGUCAACGGGUGCCAUUUGUGGUAUUUAACAUGUUAGGAUGAUUGUUCCAAAUGCUGAGUUGUUUUAUUUCUAGAUGUAAUUAGUUCACUUUAUGUAAUAUUCUUCUCUCAAACUGACUUUAAAAACAAAGUUUUAUCAUUUUCAUUGUAUUUGUAUUUAUUACAGAGUGUUUUAGCUUUGAUAUUCUUUGUAUUUUCACUCAUUUGUUACAUGAGCUUUAUCAAUAACAUCUGUAUAAAUGGUUUUUAAAAAUUAACUAUGUAUGUGCCCAUGCCGAAGUCGAGCAAUAAAAUCAAUGCUGUUUGCACUGUCACAGCAUCAACGUUUUUAAAGAA